Molecule: messenger RNA, 1716 nt
Organism: Sesamum indicum (sesame)
Lineage: Eukaryota; Viridiplantae; Streptophyta; Magnoliopsida; Lamiales; Pedaliaceae
Product: shaggy-related protein kinase epsilon
Biological process (GO): cell differentiation; peptidyl-threonine phosphorylation; signal transduction
Cellular component (GO): nucleus; cytoplasm
Molecular function (GO): protein serine/threonine kinase activity; ATP binding
Source: RefSeq, a predicted model, not a curated record
CAUCCACAGAUACAGAAAGAGAGAGAGAGAGAGGGUGUCUUGUCUAGAGAGAGAAAUAGAGGGUGUGUCUCCAUUAGUCAAAGCUUUUGUGGAAAACGAAACCUCUCGGAAGCUCGCAGUUCCCCACAUUUUUCACCUCUGCUUUUGUUUUUUCUUGUUUCUCAUCUAAAUUUCUAGGGUUCAUUUGUUUUAGUGCGUGCUCUGUUGUUAAUCUCAAGCUUCGUGGUUCGCAAAAUGACUGAUCCGUAGUUGCAGGAUUUGGAAGCCGAAGUGCGUCUCUUUUUUAAGCUCAGUUGCCGGUGUUUGAUUUUUUGCCUUUUGGACUAUGGCUUCGGGUGGUAUUGUGGCUGACAAGCCAAAAUGUGAUGCAAUGCUAGUGGACAAACUUCCGGAGGAAAUCAAUGAGAUGAAAAUCAAGGAUGAAAAAGUGGAAAAGGAAAUGGAAGCAGCAGUAGUGGAUGGAAAUGGAACGGAGACAGGGCACAUCAUUGUGACAACUAUUGGUGGUAAAAAUGGCCAACCGAAGCAGACUAUAAGUUAUAUGGCAGAGCGCAUUGUUGGACAGGGAUCUUUUGGAAUUGUGUUUCAGGCCAAGUGUCUUGAAAGUGGUGAAACGGUUGCAAUCAAAAAAGUUUUACAGGAUAAGAGAUAUAAAAACCGUGAGCUGCAAACGAUGCGCCUUCUUGAUCACCCAAAUGUUGUUUGUCUUAAGCACUGCUUCUUCUCAACCACCGACAAGGACGAGCUUUACCUCAAUUUAGUUCUUGAAUACGUGCCUGAGACUCUGUACCGUGUAGCGAGGCACUAUAGCAAAGCAAACCAACGAAUGCCUAUGAUAUAUGUCAAGCUCUAUACGUAUCAGAUUUUCAGAGCUUUGGCAUAUAUUCAUGGUAUAGGAGUCUGCCACAGGGACAUCAAACCUCAAAACCUUUUGGUCAAUCCGCAUACCCAUCAGCUCAAGCUUUGUGAUUUUGGAAGUGCAAAAGUUUUGGUGAAAGGUGAGCCAAAUAUAUCUUAUAUCUGUUCUCGGUACUACCGUGCGCCAGAACUGAUUUUUGGAGCAACUGAAUACACUAGUGCAAUUGACAUAUGGUCCGUGGGUUGCGUCCUCGCCGAACUUCUUCUUGGACAGCCUCUCUUUCCUGGUGAGAGUGGAGUAGAUCAGCUUGUGGAAAUUAUCAAGGUUCUGGGAACACCAACUCGUGAGGAAAUAAAAUGCAUGAAUCCAAAUUACACCGAGUACAAGUUCCCACAAAUCAAGGCACAUCCAUGGCACAAGAUUUUUCACAAAAGGACACCUCCUGAAGCUGUGGAUCUUGUGUCGCGACUCCUUCAGUACUCUCCAAACUUGAGAUACUCUGCUUUGGAAGCUUGUAUACACCCAUUUUUCAAUGAACUCCGUGAUCCCAACACCCGGCUUCCCAAUGGUCGACCAUUGCCACCACUUUUCAACUUCAAACCUGCAGAGUUGAAAGGAGCAUCAUUGGAGCUACUCUCCAAACUGAUACCAGAGCACGCUAGGAAGCAGUUUCCAUCCCUUGGUUCCUGAGAUUUGGAAAUGCUGAUGUUCUAUGUGGAUAAUGAAACACUAAUUUGUGUGUUGUGUUAAUUUCUGAUGCUAACAGAAGAACCUGGACCUCCUUUUAUGUGGACUUUGUAUUAUUUGCCUGUCUAACUUCACCUUCGCUUUAUAUCUUCUGUUUCUUAUUCUGUUCA